Erinaceus europaeus (western European hedgehog) is the source of this 1185-nucleotide messenger RNA. It is a transcript of the gene TMEM177, whose product is annotated as transmembrane protein 177. The coding region runs from base 53 to 991 and encodes 312 amino acids. The transcript has a single exon. The record is from RefSeq and is a predicted model, not a curated record. Lineage: Eukaryota; Metazoa; Chordata; Mammalia; Eulipotyphla; Erinaceidae.
UUGACUGACUCCUGUUUUUCUUGAUCCAGGUUAACAAGUGGCGGCAGCACUGAUGGCUGGUCCCCUGCAGCGGGCCGCAGCAUUCGUGCAGAGACAUAGGACAGGCCUGUUGGUAGGUUCCUGUGCAGGUCUGUUGGGGGCCCAGCUCUCCUACCAUCUCUUCCCAGAUCCUCUGGUUCCCUGGCUGUACCAAUACUGGCCUCAUGGCCAGCCGGCCCCACUUUCCCCAGAGCUGCAGAAACUCUUCCAAGAGGUGUUGCAGGACAUGGGCAUCCCCUUGGACCGUUACUACAAGACCUUCACCACCUUCACGUUCUUGCCUGUGAGUGCUGGCUUCCCGAGACUUCCUGCUGGGGCAGUGGUUGGCAUCCCGGCCAUCUUUCUGGGUGGCUUGGUGACCAACACUGACAAGUCUGCUGUUGUCCAUGGGCAAAAACUGUACUGGCAGAGCCCAGCUGGUACCCAGCUAAGAGAUGCCCUGACCCUGUCCCACGACGCUCAGAAGUUUGCCUUGGCCAGGGAAGUGAUUUACCUGGAGAGCAGUGCAGCUGCCCUGCAGGCCCUGCCAGCUCCAGCCUGUCUGGCAGGAACCUGGGCACUAAGUGUGGCAGCCAAGUAUGCCCUGGGGCUCUAUGGAGGCCCCCUGAACCUCAGGGCUGCCUUCAACUUGGUGGCCGCAGUGGCGGGCUUCGUGGCCUAUGCCUUCUGCACAGAUUCUCUCACUCUUGCCCUGGAAGCCUGGCUGGACCGCCGCACAGCCUCCCUGUCUGCAGCCUAUGCCCAGGGUGGAGUGGAGUUCUAUGAGAAGGUUCUGUCAAGCAACCUCGCCCUGCGCAGUCUCCUGGGCAAGCACGGUGAGGAGCUUUACUCGGCCAGCGGGAACGUCAUUCCCAGACACUGGUUCCGCAUCAAGCAUUUACCCUACACAACCCGCCGGGACUCAGUGCUGCAGAUGUGGAGGGCGACGCUCAACCCCCAGGGCCGCUCUUGAGGCAUCAUCCCCAGGACACUGCUGCUGACUUCAGGGGCUCUCUGUCCCCAGCUCGGGGUCGGCAAAAUCACAGGCUUUGGAGAUAAACAGACUAGAUUCUACUCUCAACACACCGGUUUGGAUCUCAGAGACCUUGAGCAGGUCUCUUCCUCAACUGUAAAAUGGGGAUGGCAGAGUAAAAACUGUAAACUACA